Molecule: messenger RNA, 3432 nt
Organism: Manihot esculenta (cassava)
Lineage: Eukaryota; Viridiplantae; Streptophyta; Magnoliopsida; Malpighiales; Euphorbiaceae
Exons: 9
Coding region: 533-1897 (454 amino acids)
Source: RefSeq, a predicted model, not a curated record
CAAAUGACAGAGCAGAACAUGAUUCUCUCUCCCACAGCACUGCUGCCCCCACUGAGCUAGUGACCUCACUUGCUUUUUCUCUUCUUUUUUUUCUCUCUUUCUGUCUUUUUCUCCUCCUUUCCUAUCCUCCAUUUCACUUUCUAAUUUAUACUCUCAAAAACACACUGUUCAUCACUCUCUUCUCCGGUUAAAAAUCAAAAGCUCUUUUAAAAAUACUGUUUUUGAGCAUCUCCCUUUGGCCCCAUUUCAUAUCAAAGCUUACUUUUUUUUGGAUUCAAACCCAGAUAACUAGUAGGGUUUCUUCAAAUGCCCAGAGCUUGAAUCUUAAUCUUUUAGCUUUUCUUUUGGUUCCUCUUCAGAAAAGGAGCAAUGGGUGUAAUGGGCAAGAAUUUGUUGGUUUUGCUCCUUAUGUUCUUGCUGCUUUUUGGAGGUGUCUCUUCAGCUCCUUCUACUACUUCACCUGCAACAAAUCUCUUUUUUUGCCCUUGCAGAGAUUGUCAGUGGGUUAUUCUCUAAUGUGGCUUCUGCUUUUAUGAAAUGGUUAUGGUCUCUCAAAGCCACUACUAAAACAGCGAUUUCUGGCCGGCCGACGAUGAAAUUUGAAAGUGGGUAUACUGUUGAGACGGUGUUCGACGGAAGCAAGCUUGGGAUUGAGCCUUACUCUGUGGAGGUGUUGCCCAGUGGGGAGCUUCUAAUUCUGGACUCCGCUAACAGUAACAUUUACAGGAUAUCCUCUUCCCUGUCUCUAUACAGCAGACCUAAGCUAGUUGCUGGAUCCCCUGAAGGAUACUCUGGACAUGUAGAUGGGAAGACUAGAGACGCAAGGAUGAACCAUCCAAAGGGGCUUACUAUAGAUGACAGGGGAAAUAUCUAUAUUGCAGACACCAUGAAUAUGGCAAUCAGGAAGAUAAGUGAUGCAGGGGUUACGACAAUUGCAGGGGGGAAAUGGGGCCGAGGAGGAGGCCAUGUAGAUGGAGCAAGUGAAGAUGCAAAGUUUUCUAAUGAUUUUGAUGUGGUAUACAUUGGAAGCAGUUGCUCUUUACUUGUUAUAGACAGAGGAAAUCAAGCCAUUAGAGAGAUCCAACUCCAUUUUGAUGACUGUGCUUAUCAAUAUGGCAGUGGCUUUCCCCUUGGGAUUGCAGUCCUUGUGGCAGCUGGCUUCUUUGGUUACAUGCUAGCUUUGCUGCAACUUAGGGUGGGAAUGAUUGUUUCUUCUCAGAAUGAUCGGGAUGCAAUGAAAACAAGCACUGCAGCAAGUCCAUAUCAGAAACCUCUUAAAUCAGUCCGGCCACCUUUAAUUCCAACUGAAGAUGAACAGGAGAAGCAUGAAGAAGGCUUCUUUGGAUCCCUUGGCAAGCUUUUUGCCAAUGGUGGAGCAGCUGUUGUUGAAAUUUUGGGAGGAAUAAUUCCUGGGAUUAAAAAGAAGCCACUAAGCUAUCAAUACCAAAACCAGUCACAGAUGCAUUCAAAUGCUUGGCCAGUGCAGGACAGCUUUGUGAUAACAGAAGAAGAUGAGCCUCCUUCCAUCGAAACCAGAACGCCAACCCCAAGAAAAACCUAUGCAUUCAUGUCCAAGGAUGCUGAAAAGGUGCAUCAAUGGAGGCAAGGUCGAGCGUUCUAUAGUGGGUGGGAUGAUGAUAUCCACCACCAGCAGCAGCAGCAGCAGCAGCAGCAGCAAAAACAACAGCAUCAUCAUCGAUAUCAAUCUACAACCCCACAGACUUGCUAUGAGCAAAGCUAUGAGAAAACAAAGGAGAUAGUUUUUGGGGCAGUUCAGGAGCAGGAUGGGAAGCGUGAAGCUGCGGUGAUCAAGCCUGUUGAUUAUGGAAAUCCCAUUUACAAUCACCACAAUAUUCGCUCUAGAACCAAUUACGUGGGUUACAGUAAUGGGUAUUGAUAAUAUACAAAAGAGAUUUUGGAGUUAUAAGCUGAUUUGUCUAUUAUUAUUCCUUCAAAAUUUAGGAUAUACUUGGGAUCUAGAUUUUAUAUGAGAGAAUGAAGUACUAUUUGUGGAGCUGCCAUAAUGGCUUGAAAGGUUUGUCCUGUUCCAUAAAGUCACUCCAUUAGAACUGGUGGAAUGUAUCAAGCAAUCCCUUUCCUCCUUUGAUUCUUUUUGUCUCAUGCCAACUUUUCAUCUUCUCCCAAUAAUAAUAAUAGCUAGCUAGCUAGCUAGCCAAAGAAAAAAAAAAAAAAUCUAUUAUCAUUAUUUAAGAUUAGAAUAUCUCCUACUUUCAAUUUUAAUACUUUAUUUCAAAUAUAUGAAUAAAAUAAAAUAAAAUAUUUCGGUGGAUUUUCAAUUAACUCUCUCUCUCGCGAUAAAAGGAUUCAUCAAGGGGAAUUUUAUGAUUAAUGUUUUAUUUGAGUAAAUAAAUUAAAUAAUUACUUCUCAUUUUAAAUUGUUACCAGAAAUGCGAAUUACUUUUUUUUUUCAAUAUUAAUUAAAUGUUAUUUUAUGAGAUUCAUUUAUAAAUACAUAUCAUAAUUUUAUUAUUCAGAGUAGAUUAUGAUACUUGCAUAUUUUUUUCUCAAAUCAUCCUGUAAUAGCUUAUGGCUACCUUCUUCUGGGAACGGUCAUGGGGAUUUUAUUUAAUUCUAAACUGCGUCGUUUAAGUUUGUACGUACCUGUAGACAAAAAAAGUUCGUACGUGAAGUGAAGUGAAUCUCUAAGCCAUUUCGCGAUUUACCCUUGCAAACCCUAAACCCUUUGAUCGCAGCAGCCGCACCACUUAGAAUCCAGCACUGAAGUUUUCGUUCACCAUUUUUCUGUUUUAGUGAGUUCUAGCUUCUUAUUCUAUUGAGUUUCCAGUUAGAGAAGAUGGUGGUGAGGAUCCGAUUGUCGAGAUUUGGGUGCAAAAACAAACCAUUUUAUCGGGUCAUGGCCGCGGACAGCAGAUCCCCCAGAGACGGCAAGCACCUGGAAGUCCUUGGUUACUACAAUCCCCUUCCAGGUCAAGACGGGGGCAAACGGAUGGGUCUUAAUUUUGAGAGAGUGAAGUAUUGGUUAUCAGUUGGUGCUCAGCCCUCAGACCCUGUCCAACGCAUUCUUUUCAGAGCAGGGUUGCUGCCCGCUCCCCCAAUGGUAGCAAUCGGGCGUAAAGGUGGACCUCGGGAUACACGUCCAGUUGAUCCAAUGACUGGGCGUAUUUUGGAUUCGGAGAAGAUGUCCAAUGCUACCAAAUCAAAUGCUAGUGAAAGUGCGAAUGGAGCUGGAGCAACCACUACUUGAAACUUCCAGUUCUGCAGUUCCCAUAGUCUUCAUUUUUAAAGAGGAGCUUUUUAGGUGGGUUCUAAUGAUACAUUCACACUGUGAUUACUGGAAGGAUUAAUAUGGUGAAAAGAUGAACUCCCUGUGAACAUAAUGAGUGGUAACUAUUUUCAUUGAUGAAUUUCUUAUACGUCCUUGAAUAAGGUUAUUUAUCUAGCUUGGGUGAA